Emericellopsis cladophorae is the source of this 657-nucleotide messenger RNA. RefSeq lists its product as uncharacterized. The coding region runs from base 1 to 657 and encodes 218 amino acids. NCBI's taxonomy places the organism in Eukaryota, Fungi, Ascomycota, Sordariomycetes, Hypocreales, Bionectriaceae. The record is from RefSeq and is a predicted model, not a curated record. The transcript is spliced from 2 exons.
AUGCCUGUCGAGACACAAGCAUCUUCUCUGCUCAGCGCCGUUGAUGAGGCAUCUUCGUCACUUGUCAGCCGCUCAAUCGCCUUGAAUCUGCUAGAAAUCCCGACCGCGACGCUAUAUGCGGAGAUGAUUGCGGUACAGAAAACCCGAGAAUACGUGUUGUCAGCUCUGGAAGACGCCAAGAUGGAACUAGCCAAAGGGAGAUCGAAGUUGGCCCAUUUUAGAGAAUGUUGCAACACCAUUGUAGAGCAGUAUGCGCAGGACGAGUCGCUCACCAUGUAUGAUGAGUCGCUGAACAGUAUGUUGCCUGACCUUGGCCGGCAACUGUCGCAGGACGAGAGUCGCCCGUUGCUGCGGAACAUGGGCCUCGCUCGAUGGAUCGAGGAGAACAAGAAGCAGAGGGAAAUUGUACAUGGCGAACUCAGGCACUGCACCGAGAGGAGUGUCUCAAAGUGUGAAAAGGAAGUCAGUGAUCUUACGGCUAAGGUGGAUUCGCUCCGGCAGAAGCCCCAAGACCUCGACGAUCGAGCGGCUGUGCUUCAGGCUUGCAAGGUGCUGAGAUCAGAGGCAGGAAGAGCGGCCGCCCAAGCCCUGCAUCAAGAGAUGUUGCAGAGACAGAGGGACUAUAGUGAAGAACAGGCUGGCGCUGCGGUCGGUUGA